Messenger RNA from Podarcis raffonei (Aeolian wall lizard), 13276 nucleotides. It is a transcript of the gene COL7A1, whose product is annotated as collagen type VII alpha 1 chain. The coding region runs from base 123 to 9137 and encodes 3004 amino acids. NCBI's taxonomy places the organism in Eukaryota, Metazoa, Chordata, Lepidosauria, Squamata, Lacertidae. Gene Ontology annotation, molecular function: serine-type endopeptidase inhibitor activity; protein binding. The record is from RefSeq and is a predicted model, not a curated record. The transcript has 120 exons.
UCGCCUGACCAUUGGCGGUGCCGAUGGGAGCUGAGGUGACGUCUGUCAACAUCUGGAGGGCCGCAGGUUCCCUGCUCAGCGCGUUUACUCGGCAGUAAGUCCCGCGGAGUUCGACUCCCACAAUGAGAGGGGAGAUGCUGUUCCUCACUGCGCUCCAUGCCACGCUCUUUGCUUCAGCACAAGUUAUGGCUCAGAAAAGGGAGAGAGUGGUCUGCUCCAACGUCUACACGGCCGACAUUGUGUUCCUGGUGGACGGAUCCUCUAGCAUUGGAAGAGCCAACUUCCAAAUGGUCCGGAACUUCAUGGAGGGGCUGGUUGCCCCUUUUGUCAAUGUGGUGGGUGAGAGAGGGGUGCGCUUUGGAGCUGUGCAGUACAGUGACGAACCCAGGACCGAGUUCACGUUCUCCACAUACCGCAAUGGGACAGCGGUGAUGAAGGCUGUCCGAGAGAUGGCCUACAAGUCUGGGAACACACGGACAGGGGCAGGCUUUCGCCAUGUGGCAGAUAACUUCUUUGGAGCCAGUCAGAUCCGGCCUAAUGUUCCAAAGAUCUGCAUCCUCAUCACAGAUGGAAAGUCUCAGGAUGAAGUUGAGGGGGCAGCUGCAAAGCUGAAGGAUCAAGGCAUUAAAGUCUUUGCUGUGGGCAUCAAGAACGCGGACAGCAGCGAGCUGACCAAAGUGGCUUCUACCCCCACGGAGGAUUAUUUCUUCUUUGUCACUGACUUUAAAAUCCUCUCAACUCUCUUGCCUCUGGUGUCGCGGAGGGUGUGCACCAGCACCGGGGGCAUCCUACAGCCAGCAGGUACAGAGACAUAUGGUGGCCCCUCAAAUUUGGUCUUCCUGGAGCAGGGAACAGAUAUGCUGAGGAUCCGCUGGACGGCGGCUGGUGGUCCCGUAAUAGGCUACAAAGUCCAGUAUGUGCCUCUCACAGGCUUGGGGCAGCAAAUAACAGCUGAGAGGCAGGAGGUUAGUUUGGGACCUGGUGAGACGAGUACCGUGCUACGUGGUUUGAGGGGAGGCACAGAUUACCUGGUGACUGUUAUUGCUCAGUAUGCCAACAGCAUUGGAGAAUCCGUGUCCGGCAAAGGACGUACUCAGGCUGUGUCUGGAGUGGCAAAUUUCCAAGUGUUGGAUGCAGGACCCACCUUCCUUAGGUUGUCAUGGGCCCCUGGUCUGGGUACCCUACAGGGCUACAGGCUCACGUAUCUGGGCAGAGGUGAAACUCAGCCUGAGGAGAUCAGUCUUGGGCCCAGUGCUACUUCAGCCUUGCUCAGCAACCUUCGCCCCAACACUGACUAUAUGAUCACACUCUACCCGAUCUACCCCCGUCAGACAGUGGCACCUGCUGUGAUCAAUGGCCGAACGUUGGGUUUGUCAGGAGUGCAACAACUGUCUGCCUUGAACAUCUCCUCCCAGGGCAUGCUGGUGACCUGGCGGGGCGUGAGUGGAGCAACGGGAUACCGUGUUACCUGGGGCCUUCUCUCAGGUCAGGAUGUGCAGAGAGCUGAUGUGGAUCCCAGCAAAAACUCCUUCUUGUUGACUGGACUGCAGCCUGAUAGUGAUUACCUGGUGACUGUUGCUCCAGUCUUUGGGCAGCUGGAAGGGCCAAAAGCCUCCAUCAGGAGGAGAACUGAAGCCAUUAUACUCCAGACUCUGAGAAUUGUCACUAUUGAUCCAACAUCUAUCCAGUUGGCCUGGAACAUCAUCCCUAAUGCCCGAGGUUAUCGGCUGGAAUGGAGAAAAGCAACAGGUUUGGAGCCCCCCAGGACUGUGACACUGCCCACCAAUGAAAACAGCUACACUCUGACAGGGUUGCAGCCAGGCACUGAAUACCAGAUCACUCUCUACACCUUGUAUGACGGCAAGGAAGUGGCCACCCCAGUUACCAUCUUGCAGACUGGGGUGGCACAACCCGUGGGCAGCAUCUCUGACUUGAGGGUCACUGAGACUUUAGGGAACAGAGUCAGACUCGCCUGGACGGGUGUCCCUGGGGCCACAGCAUAUAAAGUUGUGCUACGCAAUACCCAGGAUGGCACAGAGAAGACACGGCGUAUCCCAGGCUCCCAGACCACCGAGGACCUGACUGAUCUGAAAGAGGACGUUGUGUAUGUGGUGCGCGUGUCAGCAGUUAUUGGCAACCGUGAGGGUAGCGCUGUUCCUCUCAACAUCCGAAUCCAGCGCCCAUCUGUGGGCAGCAUCACCAACCUACAAGUGGCUGCCCUUGGACCCAACCAAUUGCGGGUGACGUGGAAUCCAGUUGCCGGGGUUACCGGAUAUAAGGUGACGUGGCGGCAGAGAGAUGGUCAAGAGUUCUCUCAAGUCCUUCCAGCUAAUAGAAACUCCUACACUAUUGAGGGCCUGAGGCCUGGGACUUUCUAUCUCAUUGGGGUCUCGGCCUUGGUUGGCAACAGAGAAGGGAGUCCGGUUACCGCCACAGCUACAACAGCCCCUGAUCAAGUGGGAAUGGUCACCAGCUUACAGGUCCUGGAGUCUCGGAGCACGGAUGUGCGAGUCACAUGGGUUGGUGUGCCCGGAGUUACAGCCUACAGAAUUGUGUGGGGCCGCAGUGAUGGUGGACCUGAAAACAGCAAGCUGGUCUCAGGAAGCACCAAUUCCUUUGACAUCCAGAACCUGGAAGGCGGAGUCAGCUACACUGUGAAGGUCACUGCACUGAUUGGCAACCGCGAAGGAGACCCCGUGUCUCUCAUUGUCACCACACCGACAGUCUCAGUUCAGCCAGUUGGGAAUCUGCGUGUGACCGACUCCUCUGAAAAGCACAUCCGGGUCGAAUGGAGCCCAGCACCAGGAAGCACAGGCUAUCGGCUUGUCUGGCAGCCGGCAGAUGGAGGACCAGAGAGGAGCCAGCUGCUUCCAGCCAGUGUUAACACCUAUGACAUCAGAGACCUGCAGCCAGGAGGGCGUUACGAAAUCCGCAUCACUAGCCUGGUGGGCAACCAGGAGAGCAGAGCUGUGGCUGUUGUUGCCAACACUGCAGCAAUGGGUCGUGUGACCAACUUCCAGGUGGCAGAGAUUCAAAGGGAUGCUGCGAUUUUGAGCUGGACUCCUGUUCCUGGGGCCACUGGCUAUCUCCUCACUUGGAAAUCUCCACGAGAUGAAGUGGAAGCACAGAGAACGUUGCCUGGGUCUGCCACAUCGCACCAAGUGUCUGGCCUCCGCCUGGGCAGGAGCUACACCUUCACCAUCCGCCCGCUGUUUGGGAGCGUCACAGGUCCUGAGACUUCUGUGACUGACCGCACAGUCUGCCGAGACGCCCGCAGAGACGUUGUUUUUCUCGUGCAUGCCACUCGAGACAACGCCUACAAUGCAGAGGCCGUGCAGAGCAUCCUCUCCAACACUGUAUCUGCACUGGGCCCGUUGGGUCCUGGUGCCACCCAGGUGGGCAUCGUGCUUUAUAGCUACCGAGGCCUCCCUUUACUCCGGCUCAACCGCUCUAGUGACUUGCCAACAGUCCUGCAGUUUAUCCGCUCGCUGCGCUAUGAUGAACCCAGUGGCAAUGCCAUUGGAGCUGCCAUCAAUUUUGCCAAGAGCGACAUGCUGAGCCUCGCUGCAGGGCGCAGACCUGGUGUGCCUGGGACCCUGGUGAUCCUGGCGGAUGGUCCAUCCAGUGACGAUGCCAUUGGGCCAGCCAGGGAUCUCAAGGCCGCAGGAAUCCAGGUGCUGGCUGUUGGCAUGAACGGGGCUGACCGGGAGCAGCUGCGACGCCUGGUGACCAAUGAGGACCGGCGCAAUGUUUUCUAUGUGAGGAGGGACUUGAGCACUCUGCCAGAGGCAGAAGAGGGGCUUGUCAACGCCCUCUGCAGGGCAGCCGACACUGAAGGGCCUAGACCAGAGCCCUGUACGGUGCAGUGUCCUAAGGGUGAGAAGGGCGAACCUGGUGAGAUUGGACGGAAAGGACGCAUGGGACUUCCUGGGCCUUCUGGAGAUCCGGGGCGCAAUGGGAUCCCAGGUCCUCCAGGCCCAGUAGGACCUCGGGGUCCUCCAGGUGAUGUCACUGAGCGGCGGGGUGAGAAAGGAGACAGGGGAUUCCCAGGAGCUGAUGGAUUGCCAGGGAAUCCUGGCCGCCCUGGUGACCCUGGUUCUUCUGGCCAACCAGGCGGCCCUGGCCUUCCUGGACUCCGAGGACUCCCAGGAGAGCGUGGAGUGAUUGGCCCAAUAGGGCCAAAGGGAAGCAAAGGUGAGCCGGGGGAGCCUGGAGAGGUUGUAAACGGAGCAGGAGGAGGUGGGCUUCCUGGCCGGAAGGGGGAGCCUGGCGAACCGGGAAGCCCUGGACUUCCUGGAAUUCCUGGGUCCAGGGGACAAUUUGGUGAUCCUGGACCUCCGGGGCCUGUGGGACCUCCUGGGCCUGUGGGACCUGCCGGCGAGUUUGUCAAGGGUGAGAAGGGCGACCGAGGUGAGCGAGGCCCUCCUGGAUCAGGAGAUGGGGGUGUGGUCAGAGGAGAACCAGGCCUCCCAGGUAUGCCAGGAGAUCCUGGGCCAAGAGGACCUCCUGGGCUCGCAGGACAGAAAGGAGACAAGGGGGAUGGAGAAGAAGGUUUUCCUGGACCACCUGGACGGCCUGGAGACCCAGGAGAUCGAGGCCCUAGAGGACCUCCAGGUGAACAGGGAAGCAAGGGAGACCGAGGGCAGCCUGGUGAGAUUGGACCACCAGCAGAGAAGGGAGACCGUGGAUUACCUGGCCCUGAAGGAGAGAAGGGAGAGCAAGGACCCGCAGGUCGUCCAGGUCCAUCUGGCAGAGAUGGCUUGCAAGGGCCGCCUGGCCUUCGAGGAGAAAGGGGAGACCCAGGGGAACCUGGACUACCCGGGAAACCAGCUUCCAGUCAGUCAGGAAUCAAAGGAGACAAGGGGGAGAGGGGCCUUGUAGGACCAGAGGGGCCACCUGGACCCAGAGGAGAUGCCGGAAGCAAAGGAGAGCGUGGGCCGCCUGGACUUGGUGUCCCAGGCUCACCUGGUCCAAAAGGAGAGCAAGGGGACAGGGGGAUUGUUGGUUUGACUGGCAAGACGGGUGCAAAGGGUGACCCAGGAGACCCAGGUGAGAGAGGAGAACCAGGAAGACCUGGACUUACUGGACAGAUGGGACAGAGAGGAAAAGAGGGUGAAAGAGGUGACAAAGGAGAUGAAGGAACCCCAGGUGAACCAGGUCUACCGGGCAAACCUGGAGAGAGGGGUCUGCGGGGUCUGCCAGGAAGCCGAGGGCUCCCUGGCGAGAAGGGGGACCAAGGCGACCCAGGUGAAGACGGGAGAAAUGGCAGUCCUGGAGCACCAGGGUCAAAGGGCGACCGAGGAGAUCCUGGUCAGCCUGGACCCCCAGGCCAGACAGUUGGUACAGGACCUGGAGGAGGAGGACAAAAAGGCGAGAAGGGGGAGCCAGGGGACCCUGGAGAAGAUGGAAUGAAAGGUGUCAAAGGAGAUGCUGGUUUACCUGGCCUGCCAGGAGAACGAGGAAUUGAAGGCUCCAGAGGUCUCCCUGGAGUUCGUGGUGACCCUGGAGACCGAGGUCCUGUGGGAGAGAAGGGUGACCGAGGCCCUCCAGGGCAAGAUGGCCGGAAUGGGUUAGAUGGGAAGCCUGGUCAAACAGGACCUGCAGGCCCAAGGGGUGAUCCUGGGAAGCAGGGCGAUCCUGGCAGAGAUGGUCUCGCAGGUCUGCGUGGUGAGCAGGGUCCUCCUGGAGCAAGUGGCCCCCCAGGACCUCCAGGAUUGCCUGGCAAGCCUGGCGAUGACGGCAAACCUGGGCUGAAUGGGAAGAAUGGUGAAGAUGGGACUCCAGGAGAAGAUGGGAGGAAGGGGGACAAAGGUGAAGCUGGAGCGUCCGGCCGAGAUGGUCGUGAAGGUGUGAAAGGAGAGCGAGGGACCAUUGGGCCUCCAGGCCCCCCAGGGCCACCGGGUAUUCCUGGCAUGCCAGGGCAAGUUGGUCCUCCAGGCCAGAGCAUGCCAGGCCUCCCAGGGAUUUCAGGACAAAAGGGAGACAGAGGGGAGCCCGGAUCCAAAGGAGAUCAGGGAAGACCAGGGGAAGCUGGGCUUAGAGGUGAACCUGGAACAACACCGAAUGUUGAACGUGUCUUAGAAGCGAGUGGAAUUAAGAUUUCCUUACUGCGGGAGAUCACUGGUGCCUUUGAAGGGAGUUCUGAUCAAUUCUUGCCUGCCCCUGUCCGCUUGAAAGGCACGAAGGGUGACAGAGGGGAUCCAGGAGAGAGAGGGCCAGCAGGCAGAGAGGGGCUCAUAGGCUUCCCUGGAGAAAGAGGCCAAAAGGGAGACAAAGGAGACCAAGGCCCCCAAGGCCCAACAGGGCGUGCCAUUGGAGAGCGGGGGCCAGAAGGACCAUCUGGCCAGCCAGGGGAGCCUGGGAAACCUGGAAUACCAGGGGUGCCAGGCCGGGCAGGAGAACUUGGAGAGGCUGGGAGGCCUGGAGAAAAGGGUGAUCGGGGUGAGAAGGGUGGACAGGGAGAGCCGGGCAGAGAUGGCUUACAAGGGCCACCAGGGCCACCAGGACCCAGGGUGGAUGGAGCGGAAGGGGGCCUCCCGGGGCUUCCAGGAGAGCGUGGGGCUACAGGACCCAAGGGAAGCAAGGGAGAGCCAGGAGAAGAUGGCGAGAAAGGCUCUAGAGGCGAUAAGGGUGAAACUGGGCAGAAAGGGGAGAGAGGUGAAGCCGGCGAGAGAGGCAGGGAUGGCGCUCCAGGCCUUCCAGGAGAAAGAGGCCUCCCUGGCCCAGAAGGGAAAGCAGGCUUGCCAGGCUUCCCCGGAGUUCUGGGCAGACCGGGUAACCAGGGAGAUACUGGACCACCAGGCCCUCCUGGUCCUAUUGGCCCUCCGGGCGCUCAAGGUCCACCUGGAAUAAAGGGCGAUGCAGGAGAGCCUGGCUCCAGCAUCCGAGGUUUACCGGGUCUCCAGGGGAAUGUUGGACUCCCAGGAUCAGUAGGACCACCGGGACCUGCAGGUCAACAGGGCCCUCCAGGGUUGCCAGGACAAGUGGGUGAACCUGGGAAGCUAGGUGUGCCAGGAAGGGAUGGAGUGCCAGGGAAAGACGGGGAACCUGGACUGCCUGGGAAAAUGGGUGUUCCAGGACCAGCAGGACCUGCUGGACCCAAAGGAGAACCUGGGGAUGCUGGGCUCCCAGGACAAAGUGUUGUGGGGCCUCCUGGAGCAAAAGGCGAGAAGGGUUCACCAGGUGACUUUGAUGGGGAAAUUUUUGGAAAACCGGGUCCCAAAGGUGAUCGAGGCAUUCCAGGCCCUCGAGGAGAAAAGGGUGAACCUGGGAAUCAAGGAGAUCCUGGAGAUCCUGGAGAAGAUGGAGCCAAAGGAUCAUCUGGAAUCAAGGGAGAAAAGGGUUCACUUGGGAUUGGCCAACAGGGACCUCCUGGGCAAACUGGACCUCCAGGAUUAAAGGGAGACCCUGGCUUGCCUGGACCCCCAGGACCUCCAGGUUCACCAGGUGCAGCUGGGAUUCCAGGCCAGCCAGGUCUGAGAGGAGAAAAUGGACCAGCUGGCCUUCCAGGACCUCCAGGAGAGAGGGGUCAGACUGGCUUUCCUGGAAGGGAGGGCACUGCAGGACCUCCAGGUCCACCUGGACCACAAGGACCAGCGGGUACACAAGGCAUUCCAGGAGUGAAAGGUGACAAGGGGGCCAUAGGUAUUGGGCAGCCAGGCGCUAGAGGCGAGCGAGGAGAUCCAGGACCCCGGGGUGAAGAUGGUCGCCCAGGGACGGAAGGAGAUCGUGGGCCUGCUGGGCCUCCAGGAAACAGAGGGGAGAGAGGUGACAAAGGAGAUGUUGGGCUCAUGGGGCUGAAGGGAGACAAGGGUGACACUGCCGUUGUGGAGGGCCCACCAGGUGCUCGGGGGAACAAAGGGGAACCAGGAGACCGUGGCCUAAAAGGGAUGGAAGGUGACAAAGGUGACAAAGGAGACCAAGGCAUCUCUGGAGAGAAGGGAGCGAGAGGUGAGCAGGGAGAGAAGGGGUCAGCAGGAUUCCCAGGAGCACGUGGUCCUGGGGGGCAGAAGGGAGAAGUUGGUGCCUCAGGAGAACCAGGAGAGCCGGGCCAACCCGGAAAGGAUGGCAUCCCGGGCACCAGAGGGGAGAAAGGAGACAUGGGUCCUUUUGGGAUGCGAGGUCCAAAGGGGGACCGAGGGAUGAAAGGAGCCUGUGGCCAGGAUGGAGAUAAGGGGGAGAAAGGAGAGCCAGGCCUGCCAGGCCGAAUGGGACUUGCCGGAAGGAAGGGUGACCCUGGUGAGGUGGGCCUGCCUGGAACCCCAGGAAUCCCCGGGAAAGAAGGCCUCAUUGGACCCAAGGGUGACAGAGGAUUUGAUGGCCAACAGGGGUCCAAAGGAGACCAAGGAGAAAAGGGGAACAGGGGUGCUCCAGGCAUUAUUGGCUCUCCAGGACCCAGGGGCAGUGAUGGACCCCCAGGGCCCCCUGGUCCCCCUGGCAGCAUUGGCCCAAAAGGCCCAGAAGGGAUUCAAGGGCAGAAGGGCGAGAGAGGGCCACCAGGAGAGUCCGUUGUAGGAGCCCGUGGAGUCCCGGGUCUGUCAGGAGAAAGAGGGGAGCAGGGAAGUCCAGGGCUUGAUGGCCUCCGAGGAGAGAAGGGAGAUCCUGGAAUGACGGAAGAAGAGGUCCGUCUGUUCGUCAGGCAGGAGAUGAGUCAGCACUGUGCUUGUGGAGGCCAGUUCUCCCCUCCUGAUCGACGUCUCCUCCCCAACUAUCCAUCCACCCAACCGUUUCCAUCUGUCAAUGCUCAAAUAGUCCCUGUGCUUAAGUUGUCCCACGCUGAGGAAGAGGAAGGGAGCCAGACACAACACGUAGUGAACGUAGAUGACCCUGAGUAUGAGUACAUCUACACAGAGGAGGACUAUGAAGAGGGAGCAGAUGGGACAGAGAGCCCUAUGCUGAGGGAUGAGGUACUGAGCCCCAGGGCAGCUUCCAAGCAUGAACGGCAAAAGAGAGCUCCCUCUGAGGAAGCUGAGCCAUGCUCCUUGCCCCUGGACGAGGGAGACUGCAGCAAAUACACGCUAAGGUGGUACUAUAACCAAAGAGUGUCUGAGUGCCGGCCCUUCAUCUACAGCGGUUGCAGGGGGAAUAGCAACCGCUUCCAUUCCAAGGAGGACUGUGAGCUUCAGUGCAAGUCAUAGGCGGCUGCAGGUGGCAACACAUUGGAUCAGAACAGACGUGUAUAAACUCUGAAGUGGGUUUUGGAUUCUGGGAGAACUGACCAAAAGAAGAGUUCUGGCUCCUGAGGCUCCCAAACUAUUCUUCUCCUGCAAAAGGUCUUAGAGUUACACACACACAGAGUACAUUUGGUCUGAGACUCAUCUUGCCGCCAUUUCUACUGCCUGCAGCACAGUUGCGUGUGUUUGUGUGUGUGUGUAUUUUGUAUGUGUAUGUGUGUGGGCUGCUUCAGCUGGAGCAGAGAAACGGUGCUAUUCUUUUUUAAAAAGUAUUUUGGUUGCUCUUGGUUUAUUUUUUAAAUUAAGGUGAAAUUUUUAUCAAAUGAAAAACAUAUGCAUAACCUCUUUUAUAUAUAAUAUAAAAAGAAAAAGAAAAGACAUAUUUUAAUUAGAGCUCUCUUAACUUAUUUGAUGCUGGCCGACUGAUGACACAUGGAAUGUAUUAUAUAGCCUACCAAACUGAUUCUCUCAAUUCAGGUUUGCAUCCUUUAUGAGCUUUUCCUCUUGCUCCCCUGUAUGCCCUUUCUGUUGCAAUAAGAAGUGCUAUGAGUAUCUGAAUUCAGAAGUCCCAUGAUGCAUUGCCAAAGCUACAGUUCUAGCGAUGCUCCAAAGGGUUUGUUUCUGCAGCUCUUCUGUGAAACUUGACCCCCACCCAUCCCACCUGCCCCAGCUUGUCAAAUGAGGCUUGAUGAGUACACCUAUGAUUUGCCACAUCUGCAAAUCUGGUCGGAGAGUUUGUCACUUGGGAUGGACUACUAGGGUAAAAUGAUUCUUAUGGAGUGUUUCUUAAGGACAUGACCAGGAGGAAGAAUCUUCUAAUUAGCUUUUCCUCUUUCUCAGAAUCUUCCAAUGCCUGCAGUGUAUGUACACCUCUUUGUUUUUCAGCUUUAGGCUUUAAAUCUGCUUUGGGCAAAGUAACUGCACAAGAAAUCAUAUGCAAAGCAGAUGGAAGUCCAAUCUUACCAAGACCCCUAUAGAUGUCACCUCCAUGAAAAACAGGGAGUUGAAAAACUGGAACCUGAGUUUCCAGGCAAAUUAGUGGUUCCAUUUAGCUAUUGUGAUUAAUCGCCAUUAAUAAACAAUAGUGGUUUUAAAGUGAUUAAUCACUGUGAAUUUGUCCAGCCCUUCUCACAUCCAGGGGCAGUGGAUUCCAUAUGUUAACUGCAUUGUGGCAAAAGAGGCUUCCUUUUUCUGUUCUGAACCUACAGAUUGUUCUGAAUCUCAUAGUAUUUCAUCAUAUUUUAAAUAACACUACUUAUUUUAUAAACCUUCAUCAUCUUUUAAAUGGCUUGAUUUCUAAACAAGAGUCAAAUGCUAAACCUUUUCUUAUAGGUGAAGCUGUUCAGUGCCUUGAUUGUUCUUUCCCAUCCCUUUUCUAAUGCUAUUCUAUUCUUUUUGAGAUUGGGCAACCAGAAUAGUAAGCAGUCUUCCAAAUGUGGCUGUGCCACAGAUUUAAAUAAAAGCAUGAUGAAACUGACAGGAAUUAUUAGGAAAGAAAUUGCAACUAUACUUAGCAAUGUUUUUUCAGUGUUGCUGCACAUUAAGCCAACAUUUUCAGUUAUCUCUUUCCGAGGUACUUACUCAACCAAUUCAGAUCCCACCAAAAAGUAUAAUUUAUUUUUAUUUUUAUUUUUGGCCAGAAACUUUCUAAAAUACUGUUGUGGUUGUAAACAGUUUUUUUUGUCAGACCCUAUGGGGAAACACCCUCCUGUGUAAAUAUCACUCUUAAAAAAAUGAAUUCAUUUGAAGAAGUUUCACCUUAAUCCUGAACAGCAAGCAGUAGUCUCCAAUAAACAAUAGCAUUUUGGAAGACUCCAAACAAAAAUCAGAGCACAUGUAUUUUGUAUGAGGGGAUUCUGUAUGAAACACUUGUUUUUAUGUUUUACCUGCUGAACAAUAUUAUGGAAAUAAUCAGUGAAAUGCUGAGAAUGGUGCUAUGCUGUUAUUAUGUUGCUACCACUACAGGGCAUUUUAAAAAGCUUGGCAAUCAUGUGCAUUUCAACCUUGUUUUUUUGUUAUCACCCUUUCCCAACAACUAAGCUUGCUAUCUCCUCUGCUCAGUCCUGCUUCUCUCUUUUCCUCCUCGCUCUUUGGCAUCCUGUGUGAUCUUACAAUCAGUGCGGAUUCAGACAAAGCGGCUAUUUUUUAAAACACCUUUAAAGAAAUAGGGAAACAGCUAAAUACACAAACAUAUGGCAUGUGAAGAACAUAAGAAGAGACCUGCUGAAUCAGGCCCGUGGCCCAUCUAGUCCAGCAUUCCUGUUCUCACAGUGGCCAACCAGAUGCUUAUAUGAAGCCUGCAAGCAGGACCUGAGCCACAACACUGCUUUCGCCACUUGCGAUUCCCAGCAACCAAUAUUCAGAGGUGUGCUGCCUCUGAUAGUGUUUCCCACUGAUGUCCUUGUGGAUGCUAUCUGGUGCUAUUACAGUAAUUAUUUAGUCAUUGUGUAUAUAGGAAAGCAGCAAUUUAUAAACCACUGGAUCUGGUCUGGAGUAAACAAGUUGUGGGUUGUUGCCUUUGAAAGGUGGCUAUUAAAACACCUCAAUCUUAAAUGUGUUUGUAGAAGUACCUUUACUUUUUAGUGGAAUUUACUUCCACCUUUUGGGCACCACCCAGAGACCAUUGGGCAUGCCUAAGUCCCCUGGCUCAAGUACACAGUACCUGACCACAUAUGCACACCAUUCGAAAUCAAUUGACUUAAGCAUACUUAACUGGUGGAUUGUUGUCUUAAUUCCUGUUGGAUUUCACCAGAACCUGUGAAAGUUUUAAGGUGGUAGCCAAACCCACUGGUUUCUUAGAGUGGUACUUCAUAGUUAAGGCUACCAUUUUCCUGUUGAGCUCUCUUGAGUUUGCAGAACAUCAGGUGUUAUGCCACCAAAUUGUAAUGCUGCUUGCUAGCUCCAGAGAGACUCUUUAAUCCAGAGGGACUCUGACAAUAAUCCCAGCCCUUUCCCAGUCCAUGAAGAGAUGUUGCUUGCCUUUUGUAUUUCUGGUGUACAAAUGCAAUCAAAUGUAAAGAUGGCCUCUGAAAAUCAGAGAAGCAGAUCAUAACAAGCACAGCAAGUUAAGUGCAACAGGUGACUCAGGUAAUAAUUUAGUACUGGGAUCUGUGGGACAGUUUCUGAUGGCAUGACCUAGAAGUGUUCAUUUUGAACCCUCCUGUCCAUAAGGCACAGUUGACUAUAUUACAGUGGUUUAUCUGCCUGGGGUUGGUAGUUUGAUGUUCCUGACUUUGGACAGGAUGGCUUUGAAUGGACUACCAUAGGUUUACUGUAGCCAACCUGAUGCCUCGCCUCAGAUGCUGUGAACUACAACUCCAUCAACCUUGACCGUUGGCCAUGCUAACCGGGACUGAUGGGAAUUGUAAUCUGCAAAAUCUGGAGGGCACUGUGUUGUCUACUUGUGCCUUAACCAGCUCUGUGUUCCUUUGAACAAAGGGAAAGUCACUUUCAAUGUAAAAUUACAUGAGAAAGAACCAGCUAUCUGCUAUCUAGUGUUCAUUGUCUCCAUCAUGGAAAAAGCAUGAACAUAGGAACCUGGCCAUUUUAACAAAAGAUGUCAGGGCUUCAACCCUGCAAAGAAAUCAUGUGCUCUACUACUGCACUAUAGCUCUUCAUCUAUACUAUCAGUACCUUGCAAAUUCCAGAAGAGUUGGCAAGUUUAGUCUUUUAUAGAAACAACAAAGAGUCCCAUGGCACCUUAAAAGACUAAGAGGGGUAUUCCAACAUGACCUUUCAUAGACCCGGUAUAUAAAUCUCACUGCUUAGUCAUUCAAGCUGUCAAAAAACAGCCAUUCCAUCUUGACUGUACCUAGCUAGACCACUGGAUGAACUGUAUGGAGGAACUCAACAUAGACCUUGCCUUUUGUCCUCUGUCCAGUGUAUCUGCAAAGAAAGAAAGGCAUUUUGGUCAAAGAGCACCACCCCCUUGGUGUACAUAUGAUCUUUGCUGCCAUCAAUCACUAUUUUAUUUCCAAGAUGCUGGCUGCAGAAUAGAGAUGCAAAAAUAACGGUUGUUUCUUCUUUUUGUAAGAUGCCUCUAAUUAUGUAUGGUGCAAAAUCCAAAUGCAGUAAAUGAAUAAAAGUUUGUUUUACCUCAUUCA